AUGUAUGUAGGCGAAGCGAAGCAUCUCUUUGUUCGACUGUGGAUGCGAAGAAAGAGACGAUGGGUACGACUCGAUAAGCUCAAAGCGAACAAUAAGCAUGUACGCGAUUUCGAUGUUGCUGGACGACAGCUACGUGAGCACGGUCUCCUUGCGACACACGAAAUUCCAGUGGACGACGCGUUGGAGCUCUUGUCGGUUGAGGAACUGAAACUAAUUGCGCCCUGCAGGGCAACCAACAGAGCCGGCUAUCUUGCAGCCAUCAAGACGCAAUACAAUGCUGCCGAAAUCCGUCGCCGUGUUGGUUCUUGCAUCUUACUCGAUGAGCACGUACACGCGCUAUUCCAUCGAGUCCAUUUAAUCUACUACCGUCUCACGGUUCUCGAACAAGAUAACCCCAUGGUGGCUGCCAUAUUAGCACGUAUCAGCCGACGCAACUAUCCCGAGUAUGUGACAUGUCGUACCACAAACGUCUGGCCGUCACGGGAUGACUUUUUAGCAUACGAGCAGGCUUUGCAAAUUGAGCGGCAAUUUGAAGAGCAAAGUUUAACAUGUUCAACGGCAAGUCGAGUCGUCGUAGGCGACAUGCUUGCAUGCUGGGAGCUUUGCGAGAAUUGCAUCGGUGUAUGGGAGGAUAUGCUGAAAACAAGGGACGAGACACGAUGCUAUGCCUUGCGACAAUUCGAAGCAUGCCGUGUGUACACGCGACUCUUGGACCAUGGAACACACGUUCUUGCGAAACUCCAUGAAUAUGAAUUAGAAGGCAUCAUGUUACGCAAACUGCUGGAUCAGAAAGUGUACAGACUUGCUAAGCGGGGCUAUUGGUACGACCGUCUAGCGCUGGUGCAAAUGAAAAACGUGGAUCGCAAGGCGAAAAAGCAAGCGUUGGCAACGUGUAUUGAAGGCGUCCAGGAUCCAACGGUGCAUUCCAUCGAUCUUCACAGACUGCAUCGACGUAUCCAUAGACUGGAACGUGAUCUUGCGAUACCCAAACGCGAACAAUUGGACUUUUCAUACCUGAAACUGCGAAAGCCGGAAGAGCGAAUUAUUUAUGGCGAACGGAUCUCAGACGCGGUGACAGGGUUCAAAUCAGUAUGGCGAGCGGACGAUGGUGCAGAAUGUUCGGUUGAAGCGCUGGCGCUCGACUAUUACAAGAAGCAAGGCUAUACCCAAGGGCACCACACAGAGAACGGCAUGCUUUCGAUGCUUUUCAUGCUACUGUUUUGGGACAUUGUGUUUGCGCCUAGGGAUGGCGUGUUUGAAACACCCUACCAAACUGCGCCGCUGGAUAUGGGUUCUGAUUCCUUUUAUGCUGGGCGCGUUGGUAUGAUCAACGGCAGGAUCGCGGACAUAGAGCAAGGGAAAUUCCUAGAGUUGAUUACUCGAGUAGAUGAACGUGAACGACCACGACAGACUGUAUGUGUCGGUGUGCACUGGGAUUAUACGCUGGAAGAACUAUUGCAGUUAGCAGAGUGUAUGGGUGCAAUGGCACUUUCAUCCUUGUGUCGGCUAUUGGCAGAAGAAUUUGGACAACGCCGCGGUGGCAUGCCUGAUUUGUGCUGCUGGGACUACGAAGGAAAGAAAUGCUUAUUUGUUGAAGUCAAAGGCCCUGGAGACAAACUGUCGGAAACGCAAAAGGCUUGGAUUGAUACAUUAGCAGGCUUCAAUCUCGCUGUAGAAGUGUGCUAUGUCAAGAUCUGGAAAGGUGAAGAUGUGCUACUAUGA
Zychaea mexicana is the source of this 1722-nucleotide messenger RNA. Its product is annotated as VRR-NUC domain-containing protein. Gene Ontology annotation, biological process: interstrand cross-link repair. Gene Ontology annotation, cellular component: nucleus. The transcript has 7 exons. NCBI's taxonomy places the organism in Eukaryota, Fungi, Mucoromycota, Mucoromycetes, Mucorales, Lichtheimiaceae. Bases 1 to 1722 code for a protein of 573 amino acids. The record is from RefSeq and is a predicted model, not a curated record. Gene Ontology annotation, molecular function: flap-structured DNA binding; 5'-flap endonuclease activity; 5'-3' exonuclease activity.